UCAGGUUAUUCAGUGACCAAGAAGAAAAGAGCAUUCUAUGCGGCUGCCUAAUCUCAUCUGCAUAUAUCUCCGCUUGGACUAGGCACAUUUGUGUGCUAAUCAUGUAACGUGCGGUUAAUGAUUCAGCAGAGACUAUGGCUGGUCAUGGUUCCCACUGCGAUCUAGCAUUUGGCCCCUGACUCCAUGAGAAUCUCUGUUUUUCGCUGGGCUGCUAGACUGGAUGUUGGGUGACCAUAAAAUGGAAGUUAUAAAUACCCACGAGAGCUCGGUGCCCCCUACUCCUGGCAGAAGAAGCCUCACCCAGACCCUUCUGAAGGCCAAAAAGAGAAUAUGCAAUUGGUACGUGCUGAAGACCAUCGCUUUGGGGCAGGUGCUGUCUCUGUUUAUAUGCGGCACCGCGGUGACCAGCCAGUUCCUAGCAGAGAACUACAAGGUGGACACUCCGAUGCUACAGAGCUUCAUCAACUAUUGCCUUCUUUUUCUGGUUUACACCGUGUGGCUGGCGUUUAGGACGGGAGAGAACAGCCUUCUAUACAUAGUGAGAAAGAAAUGGUGGAAGUACAUAUUUUUAGCCAUCGUGGAUGUUGAAGCAAACUAUUCCAUUGUUAAAGCCUACCAGUUCACCACAAUCACGAGUGUGCAGCUCCUGGACUGUGUUGGGAUCCCUGUACUUAUGGCUCUUUCUUGGUUUAUUCUUCGCUCGAGAUACAGAUUGAUCCAUUACAUUGCUGUUGGGGUCUGUCUGUUGGGCGUUGGGACCAUGGUCGGUGCAGAUGUGUUGUCUGGGAGGGAGAGUGGCAAAGCCAGCGACAUGUUAAUCGGCGAUGCCCUGGUGAUUCUUGGCGCCUCUUUAUAUGCGGUGUCCAAUGUGUGCGAAGAGUACGUGGUGAAAAACCUAACUAGAGAAGAGUUCCUGGGGAUGCUCGGCCUGUUUGGCACAUUUAUCAGCGGCAUACAGCUCAUGGUUGUGGAGUACAACGCUAUUGGCGACAUAGAGUGGGACUGGAAAGUGGGGCUGCUGUUUGCGGUGUUUGCCCUAUGCAUGUUUGGUCUCUACAGUCUGAUGCCUGUAGUCAUGAGAGUCACCAGCGCUACCUCUGUCAAUCUGGGAAUCCUGACGGCAGAUUUAUAUAGUCUCUUUUUUGGCCUCUUUCUGUUCGGAUACAAGUUUUCAGUCCUCUACAUUUUGGCGUUCGCCGUGAUCAUGGUAGGUUUCGUCAUGUACUGUAGCACCGCAACGUACAGGGCCGAGCCCUCGCCAGAAGACCGGACUAACCAAGGGAUUGAGAACCAAGCAGUGAAAGAUGAAGAAGCAAACGAGGAGCCGGCGACAUCCCUCCAUUAUAUUCCUUCAGAACUUUCCGCCAGCAUGGACUGAGCCGAGCUCACGCUUGCCCUCCCACCGCCAACUUUAAGCGUUUGGGAAACGGGCCGAUGAAGAUCUUGUCUUUUUUUUAUUGGAGAGAUUCCUUUAUUUUGUAGACUGAACUUGGUUUUUAAACAUUUAUAUGUUUUAUAUAUUUUAAUGCAAUAGCGACUUGAUCCUGAAACAAGGUCCUUCUCGUUUAUUUUAAAAGAUUGUUUCAGGAAGGAGAUUAUUUUUUUAAGACUUUUCAUGAUGCGGUUGUCUUGAAGCAAAGUAUCACGUUCUGGAUUUAAAAAUCAUCAUUGUGGUGCUGUUAAUGGUCUUUGGUUGCAGACCCCACACAUGACUUUUAUCCCUGUUUUGAACUAUUUGUAACUUUGUAACUUUUUUUUUAGCAAAUUUUAAAUAAUUUAUGUGUGGGUUCUCUUAGCACUAGGAAGACAUCACUGCCUCCUUGAACUGAGUUCUCUAUCCCAAAACAGGGAGUGUAUCUGAUAAGGGAUGAAAUAAAAAAAAAAAGGGCAUUUGACAUCACAUAAUGAAUUCAAAAGAAAAAUGUAAAAUAAAAAGUGUCUUUCAUAGGCUUUGGAUAA
Molecule: messenger RNA, 1959 nt
Organism: Spea bombifrons (plains spadefoot toad)
Lineage: Eukaryota; Metazoa; Chordata; Amphibia; Anura; Pelobatidae
Gene: SLC35F2
Product: solute carrier family 35 member F2
Exons: 8
Coding region: 221-1378 (385 amino acids)
Biological process (GO): transmembrane transport
Cellular component (GO): membrane
Molecular function (GO): transmembrane transporter activity
Source: RefSeq, a predicted model, not a curated record